AUGCCCUCAUGCCCUCAUCCCCUCAUGCCCUCAUGCCCUCAUGCACUCACGCCCCCCUCACGCCCUCAUGCCCUCACGCCCUCAUGCCCUCACGCCCUCAUGCCCUCAUGCCCUCAUGCCCUCACGCCCUCAUGCCCUCAUGCCCUCACGCCCUUAUGCCCUCAUGCCCUCACGCCCUCAUGCCCUCAUGCCCUCAUGCCCUCAUGCCCUCAUGCCCUUAUGCCCUCAUGCCCUCAUGCCCUCAUGCCCUCAUGCCCUCAUGCCCUCACGCCCUCAUGCCCUCACGCCCUCAUGCCCUCACGCCCUCAUGCCCUCACGCCCUCAUGCCCUCACGCCCUCAUGCCCUCAUGCCCUCAUGCCCUCAUCCCCUCAUGCCCUCAUGCCCUCAUGCACUCAUGCCCUCAUGCCCUCAUGCACUCAUGCCCUCAUGAGCUCAUGCCCUCAUGCCCUCAUGCCCUCAUGCCGUCAUCCCUCAUGCCCUCAUGCCCUCAUGCCCUCAUGCCCUCAUGCCCUCAUGCCCUCAUGCCCUCACGCCCUCAUGCCCUCAUGCCCUCACGCCCUUAUGCCCUCAUGCCCUCACGCCCUCAUGCCCUCAUGCCCUCAUGCCCUCAUGCCCUUAUGCCCUCAUGCCCUUAUGCCCUCAUGCCCUCAUGCCCUCAUGCCCUCACGCCCUCACGCCCUCAUGCCCUCACGCCCUCAUGCCCUCACGCCCUCAUGCCCUCAUGCCCUCAUGCCCUCAUGUACUCCUGCCGUCAUGUACUCAUGCACUCAUGCACUCAUGCCCUCAUGCCCUCAUGCACUCAUGCCCUCAUGCCCUCAUGCCCUCAUGCCCUCAUGCUCUCAUGCCCUCACGCCAUCAUGCCCUCAUGCCCUCAUGCACUCAUGCCCUCAUGCCCUCACGCCCUCAUGCCCUCAUGCCCUCAUGCCCUCAUGCCCUCAUGCCCUCAUGCCUUCAUGCCCUCAUGCCCUCAUGCCCUCAUGCCCUCAUGCCCUCAUGCCCUCACGCCCUCAUGCCCUCACGCCCUCAUGCCCUCACGCCCUCAUGCCCUCAUGCCCUCAUGCCCUCAUGCCCUCAUGCCCUCAUGCCCUCACGCCCUCACGCCCUCAUGCCCUCACGCCCUUAUGCCCUCAUGCCCUCACGCCCUCAUGCCCUCAUGCCCUCAUGCCCUCAUGCCCUCAUGCCCUUAUGCCCUCAUGCCCUCAUGCCCUCAUGCCCUCAUGCCCUCAUGCCCUCAUGCCCUCACGCCCUCAUGCCCUCACGCCCUCAUGCCUUCAUGCCCUCAUGCCCUCACGCCCUCAUGCCCUCAUGCCCUCAUGCCCUCAUGCCCUCAUCCCCUCAUGCCCUCAUGCCCUCACGCCCUCACGCCCUCAUGCCCUCAUGCCCUCAUGCCCUCAUGA
This is a messenger RNA of Closterium sp. Yama58-4, 1398 nucleotides long. The record is from the annotation of a GenBank genome assembly. Lineage: Eukaryota; Viridiplantae; Streptophyta; Zygnematophyceae; Desmidiales; Closteriaceae.